Molecule: messenger RNA, 2704 nt
Organism: Myxozyma melibiosi
Lineage: Eukaryota; Fungi; Ascomycota; Lipomycetes; Lipomycetales; Lipomycetaceae
Product: Pkinase-domain-containing protein
Exons: 4
Coding region: 194-2704 (836 amino acids)
Biological process (GO): intracellular signal transduction; protein phosphorylation; regulation of MAPK cascade
Cellular component (GO): cytoplasm
Molecular function (GO): ATP binding; protein serine/threonine kinase activity
Source: RefSeq, a predicted model, not a curated record
CUCUUUGAUCGGCUUUCUUGCUUCUUCUUCUUUUUAUAUUUUUAUUGUUAUUGUUUCUUGUAUUUCACUUGCUAUUGUUUCUGCUUCUUCUCUUAUCCUUCUUAUAUCCUCCUAUUUCUCUUCUUCCUGCUCUUCUCUUCCUCUUCUCCUCCCUACCUCCUCUCCUCUCUUCUCCCCACUCCCCUCCUACACCAUGAGCUCCUCGCUUUACUCCACCCACAACGCCUUCCUCAACCCGGGGCCUGCUCCUGCUCCUCCUCUCUCUCGCCCUCCUCUGGCUUCAAAGACCUCCGCCACAAACAUCCAGCAAGUCACGCCCAUCGUCACCCGUCUCUUCCAAAAUGAUCUGCCUCCUGGCUUCAGUGGACUCAAAGGCUCUAUCGUCAAGCAGGGCUGGCUUUCCGUCAAAGAAGACGGCCUUCGCUCCUUCAUGUGGACAAAAAAAUACGUUAUCUUGCGUUCCGCCUCCCUCGAUCUUCACAAAAACGAGUCUAGCUCCCCCACCUCCUCCGUCCCCCUCUCCUCCAUCACAACCGUCGGCCGCAUAGACAUCAAGCCCUACUGCUUCGAGGUCGUCCGCACUUCCGGCUCUAAAUCAAUGUUCUUUGCCUGCAAAUCUGACGUCGACCUCUACUCCUGGAUGGAUGAAAUCUACAGCCGCUGUCCUCUCAUGGGCGUAUCCAGCCCCACAAACUUCACUCACAAAGUCCACGUCGGCUUCGAUCCCAGCUCCGGCGGCUUCACCGGCCUCCCAGAGACCUGGGCAAAGCUCCUCAACGCAUCCGCCAUCACGCAGGAAGACUAUGUCAAGAACCCGCAGGCCGUCAUCGAGGCCCUCGAGUUCUACUCUGACAACCUCAAGCAGUCUGACGAGUACAACCUCAGUUCCCCUUCCUCCACCGGUAGCAGCCCCACUUCUUCUCCCUCCUAUCUUCCCAGAUCGCAGCAGCAACAGCAGCAGCAACAACAAUCUCCAUACGCUUUGAGCCAUGUGCAAUUUGCCACAGGUCGCAUCGCUCCCGUACCCCCCUCACAGUCAUACGCCGGCUCCAGCUCCGUACCCACGACUCCCACCAGCGCUGCUCUACCCACAAGCAAUGGCAAGUCCUCUGCUGCCGCUGUUUCGGCGGCCGUGGCUGCACCUCCUAUGAUGCGAAGCAAAACCGCAAAUCCCUCGAUGCCUUCCCCUAUCGUCUCCAACCCUGUCCGCCCCGCUCCUCCUCCCCCCGGAUCAAGAGCAAAGGCCACUGCGAUCCAGCCGCAGGCGCCUCCCGAUCAGCAGCCGCCCAUCACCUUUAAUGCUGCGCGCGCUGCACCCGCUGCUCCUCGCACUCGCGAGAACCGCACUCCCUCACCAACUGAGAAGGUUGCCCUCUCGUCGGCGCAGAGACAGCUGCAGCAGCAGCAGCAGGUCAGAGAGCAGGAAGAACGUUACCAUGCACAUGUCGCAAAGCUCAAGCAGCAGGCACAGCAGCGGCAGCAACUGCACAAGCAGCACGAGCAGCAGCAGCAGCAUCGCCAGCAGCUGAUCGAGCAGCAGCAACAGCAACAACAGCACGAGUUGUCUAUGCAACGCCAGGCGGCGCAGGAGAAUAGCAGGACUAAGCCUUCAGCAGCAAUCGCAAGUCCCAUCACUGCUGCUCCCAAGACCACCAAUCCGGCUCUUACAGCGGCACGACAGGCUGCUCAACACCAGCAGCGACAGCAUCAGCAUCAACACCAGCAGCAACCACAGCAGCAAUUGACUCCAGUAGCGCAAGACAAAGAGCGGAGGGUCUCGACCAUGAACGAGAACGAGAUCAUGAAGAAGCUUCGGUCGGUUGUUUCCUACGGCGAUCCUGCGCAGCUGUACGAGAAGAAGCACAAGGUUGGUCAAGGAGCCAGUGGCUCGGUCUACGUUGCCUCUCCGCGGGCCGGCAGUGGAAUCAUCAGCGCCAAGUUCUCAAAGGUUGCAAUCAAGCAAAUGAACCUCGAGAAUCAGCCCCGGAAAGAGCUGAUCGUGACUGAGAUCCUGGUGAUGAAGGAGUCUCAGCAUCCCAACAUUGUCAACUUCCUUGACGCGUACCUCCGCGAGCCGGCGGAUUUGUGGGUUGUCAUGGAGUACAUGGAGGGCGGAGCACUGACCGACAUAAUUGACAACAACACCCUCAAUGAAGCCCAAAUCGCGACGAUCUGUUUUGAGACGUGCAAGGGUCUUCAGCACCUACACCACAAAAACAUCAUUCACCGUGACAUCAAGAGCGACAACGUGCUGCUUGAUACCCAGGGCCAUGUCAAGAUCACCGACUUUGGUUUCUGUGCCAAGCUCACGGACCAGAAAAACAAGCGGGCAACCAUGGUCGGCACUCCGUACUGGAUGGCGCCCGAGGUCGUCAAGCAAAAGGAAUACGGCGCAAAGGUAGAUAUCUGGUCGCUGGGUAUCAUGACGAUCGAGAUGAUUGAGUCCGAGCCUCCAUACCUGAACGAGGAGCCUCUCAAGGCUCUUUACCUGAUUGCCACCAACGGCACCCCGACGCUCAAGCGACCGGACAAGCUCAGCCGAGAGAUCAAAUCCUUCUUGAGCGUGUGCUUGUGCGUUGAUGUCUCAAGCCGAGCGUCGGCAGACGAGCUUCUGAAUCACGAAUUUAUGAAAAAGGGCUGCAGUCUGCAAAGCCUAGCAGUCUUGAUGCAAAACUCCCAGCAGCAGCAGCAGCAGCAACGUUAG